GACGGAGCCGAAAUCUCUCUUUUCUCUCACCCCCCUCCCAUUCCUUCUGUCUCUCUUUUUGUGUCUGUUUGUUUUGAAGGGAUCUCGUCUCCUCAAGGUGUGGCCGGAGGAAGUUCCGAAGAGGAAACGCUUCAGGAUGUGGAGGAUCGGUGGCGUCCGGUUCGUCCUAGUCACGGAUCAGCACCGGUAAAACGACCACUUUUUGAUUUUCCGGCGUCUUCUGGACGUCGGUUUUACUCUGCAUUUCGCUGCGGGUGAUUUUCUUCCCAGUGACGAUGACGGCGACGAUCCCGCGUCCUGGAGCCGCUCUCCGCUGCUAAGACGCUGGAUCUCUGUCUCCGGGGCCUGCUCUCCAGCCGGUUGUGGAGCGAAGCGGUAGAGAGACGAGUGUGUUUCCGCGGCAGGACCGCCAGGAGAACCUUCAUCGUAGUCGAGAGCGCUGCGAAUGCGGGUGUUUCCUUCAUCAUAGAGUGAUAGAGAUCCGGACGCGACUGUAUUGCGUCGAGAAAAGUCUUUAAUUCCAAGUGAAGACGCUUCAAAACAUCCUACUCAUAGCUAGAGGGAGUCCCAGAGGAAGACGUCUUCGUAGUUGGUCUUCGAUAGCUGUAGAAUCAAUUAAUCAAAACUUCUUCGCCAAGAAGAGCCUUGACAUGAUCUGGGAGAAGAUGACGGUUUUUGUGCCGGCAUCUGCAGGUUCGCGCGCCGGAAUCUCCUGUAAGUCAUUUGCAGUCCAAUACACAAUUAUGGGAUCUAACUGAGGCUGCUUUAUCUAUUCAGAGCACCUGUAAUCAGUCAUCUCAGUGUUCUGAACCACCAAGAAAUCAUGCUUCUCUUGUAAUGUUGGGAAACACCAAUUUCGGAGGAACCAUGGCUUUGGGCAGCCAGAACCUCAAAGAUUUGAUGGUAAAUUUGCAAGGUCUCCCUCGUGUUUCAGGUUUCUCUACCCUGAAGCCUGACAUGGAAAAUGUGCAGCCUCUUGCUUCAUUGACACAAACAUUUUCCGGUUUCCGCAAUGGUGCUAAAAGCCCUGGCAAUUUGCUCGAGUAUAAGGCAUCUGACAUGAACUCCUCACAGCUCAUUAGCCAAUUAAAAUCAUCUGUCGCAAGAUCUCAAGCGGCCGUUCAGGGUCCUGGUAUACAAUUAUCAAAAGUAGUCUCACAUUCUAAUCCUGCUUCUGGCAAUUGCUAUCAGCAUUCUUGUCCUGGGAUCAGUUCAUCUACUAGUAGCCUUCCAUCUCUGGAUGCCAUCGAGCAUCAGCUACUCUCAGAGUUGGCUAUUCAAGAUCAGGCUAACUUGUUUUGUUCAACAUCACCCUUGAUUACUCCUUUGUGUGCUCUCAACAAAUCAGCUGAUAAUGGCUCUCUUCCUGUUAACAAUCCUCAAUAUGUGACGGAUAGAGCAAUCAACGGUCAAACAUCUGUUUACUAUUCCAUGGAAGCAUUUUGUGUUCCUCGAAAUGAAAGUGAACCAACAGACUCUCAUGGACUCCGUCAAAAAUUAACAUGUGAAACACUUUCCAAGAGAGACAUGAUCCAUGACCAGGGUGCGUGGAAUUCCUUUCAGUUGGAUUUAUAUGACAACGUGAUAAAUUCAUUGAAUAGCGAUGUGUCAGAAGCACUUGUAGCUGGCUCGUUGUCAUCUGGUUUUGUUCGAAUGGAGGCUGAGACUGCAUUUGGAGGCAUCCCAGUAAAUAAUAUGGCUACAUCCUCCCUUUCUAGUUCCGGCACUGGCAGAGAAAGCUCAAACUCCAGUAGCAUCUUAUGUGAUGAUAAAAAAAGCAUGAUCAACAUGCCUUUGCAAUCGACUACAAAUGGGGACUUGUACGAUAGUUUAGGUCUAAAGUUUAAGCGCACCCAUGGCCUUCCAUUCUGGGAUGAUAGCUUACUCCCGGCAAGAGAUGGCAACCCUGCUAACUUUGACGCCAGCCUCUCAGUGUCCUUCCCAGAAUUGGAGGCACAUCCAUUAGUGAAUUUUGAUCGAAGUUAUCUGGACAUGUGCUCUGAAAAUCUGUUAGAUGCUGUUGUUGCUAAGGUCCAAUGUGCUCCUAUUAAUCGUGACUCAGAUGAUACCUUAUCGAAGUCCACUUUCACUAAAGCAAACGGCACGUCUGUGCCCAACAUUCAGGUGCAAUUUGAAAAACAAUCCCCUAUGAGAGAAAAUGCAGAUUCACCACCGUUGCCUGAUAUCAGUGAUGAGAAAACUGCACAUUACCCAUCAGAUGGUCUGCCCUCAAUGUCCCAAUUUAGCUCCUGGGUUGAAGGUAGUCAUAGCAUUGGUGCUGAGAUUUCUCUAAGUGAAAAGAAGAAAAUUGAUGAACCAGUCAAGACUAACAGGAAGAGAGCUAGACCUGGAGAAAGUACCCGCCCCCGGCCUAAAGAUCGCCAGCAGAUUCAAGACCGCAUGAAGGAACUGCGAGAGAUUGUCCCUAAUGGAGCAAAGUGUAGCAUUGAUGCUCUUCUGGACCGCACUAUCAAACACAUGGUUUUCUUACAAAGCGUUGCGAAGCAUGCUGACCAGCUGAAGCAUGCUAGAGCGCCAAAGUGCGGUGCUGGUGCAACUUGGGGAUUUGAGCUCGGUCAUCAAUCUGUAGUAUCACCUAUCAUUGUGGAGGAUCUCAGUCAACCUGGUCAAAUGCUUAUUGAGAUGCUAUGUGAAGAACGAGGUUUCUUUUUGGAGAUAGCAGACAUAAUUCGAGGAUUUGGACUUACCAUUCUCAAGGGAGUCAUGGAAGCUCGAAAUGGAAAGAUAUGGGCACACUUUAUUGUUGAGGCAAAUCGGGAUGUAACCAGGAUGGACGUAUUCAUGUCCCUGGUACAACUGCUUGAUCAAACGUCCAAGAGUAGUUCAAACCCGUGCGGUCUGCCAUCAGGGGUUAAUGGUAAUGGAGCAACAAUCUUCCCAGCAUUUCAUGAAAGUGCAGUGCAACCCAUAAUUAGAGUAGCAGAAAGGUUCCAGUAGUCAGCCGGAGGGUGCCACGAGUGGCUUGAUUCUCAGUUGCCUGCAAUGACUGGCACUCUGUUAAUUGCCAAAUUUGGCAUGCAUAUUUGUAAAUGACCUGGAGAGGGAGAUGUAAAGUUGGUAGUGGGGGGAAUCAUUCAUAGAAUAUUCAGAGAUGCUUUUGCUUUUUCCAAUAGUUUCUUGUGUGGGUUGGAGUGUGACUGUAGUUAAGCCAUGAAUGGCCUUGUAUGUAACUUGUAACGGAGGAGGGGCGAAAUUGGUUUUAUGUAGUGGGUAAACUGAUGGACGAUAGUAAAGAUGGAUGGGAGCCAUAAAAAAAGAAGAAAGAUUCUCGUUUUUUUU
Nymphaea colorata (pocket water lily) is the source of this 3300-nucleotide messenger RNA. RefSeq names its product transcription factor bHLH155-like. Gene Ontology annotation, molecular function: protein dimerization activity; DNA-binding transcription factor activity. The record is from RefSeq and is a predicted model, not a curated record. The coding region runs from base 838 to 2958 and encodes 706 amino acids. Lineage: Eukaryota; Viridiplantae; Streptophyta; Magnoliopsida; Nymphaeales; Nymphaeaceae. Gene Ontology annotation, biological process: regulation of DNA-templated transcription. The transcript has 8 exons.